Molecule: messenger RNA, 462 nt
Organism: Penicillium hordei
Lineage: Eukaryota; Fungi; Ascomycota; Eurotiomycetes; Eurotiales; Aspergillaceae
Product: kinase-like protein
Exons: 2
Coding region: 1-462 (153 amino acids)
Source: RefSeq, a predicted model, not a curated record
AUGACGAGCGUUCUACCCAGCGUUGAUGCCGAGUUUGAAUCUCCAGGCAGGCUAACCCUGCGCAGCUGGGUGCUUGAUAUCACCCGCUCCCCGUUUGCGGAAACCGGUGGUCUGUUCCAGGCAGCCUGCCAUGUCUGCUUCCUUCCACCAUCACGACGAUGGAUAUUCAACGCGACCAACCGUUUGAACGAGACGUCAAGUUUCGACGAACAGAGCUUCAACGGAUCGCCGGCGGAGCAGUACAACAAGGAUAUUACCCUGAUAUUACUAAGUUUGCAGAGGAAGGUUUCAACAGAUUGUUUCUUCUACGCGCAAAGAAUGUCAACCAAAAUCAUCAGUAUCAUCGAUUGGCAGGAUGCUGUAAUAUUCCCCCGCUUUAUACAAGCGGGGUAUCCCCCAUUCUUUAAGCACGAUUCCUCCCAACCUCAGAGUAUGCACAAUGCAAAACUGUCUGUCGCUUAG